GCGGCCGCCUGUUCUGCCGUGCCCCGGAUGUGGCCCCUGCCCGGGAAAAUGGCGGCGCCAGGGUGGGCGGAGGGAGCGCUGUAGCGCCCGGUGGCCUCCCCGCCAUGGCGGACCUGGGCCGGCAGCUGCACGAGUACCUCGCGCAGUCCAAGGCUGGUGCUACCACCGGCCCCAGCGCGGUCCCCACACCGCCGGCCGCCGGCGGCUCGCAGGAGGAAGCGGGUGACGGCGGCGGGCUGCGGGCCUGGCUGGGGGCGCUGAACCCGUUCCCUCCGGGCACUCCGCCAGGCGCCACGGUGUGGCCUUGGACGGGAGAGGAGGACCCGUGGCUGCUGGGGCUGUCCCGCUGGCAGCGGCUGGCGGGCAGUGGGCUGUGCGUGCUUCUGGCCGCGCUGUGCUUCGGGCUGGCCGGGCUGUGCGUGCCGCUGCUGCUGCUGCGCGCCCGCAAGUUCGCGCUGCUCUGGUCGCUCGGCUCGCUGUGUGCGCUGGGCGCCGCCGCGCUGCUGCGCGGGCCCGCCCGGCUGCUGCGGGAGCCCGGCCGCGGGGCGCUGCUGUACCUCGGGGCGCUGUUCGGGACGCUGUACGCCGCGCUGGCGCUGCGCAGCACCGUGCUCACAGCGCUGGGCGCUGCCGCGCAGCUGGGCACGGCCGCCACCGCGCUCCUGGCCGCGCUGCCCGGCGGUGCCGCCGGCCUGCGCCGCCUCGCCGGGCUGCUCCGCACCGCCGUGUGCGGCCGAGGCAAGGCUCUGCCGCUGUGAGCCCGGCUCUGCAGCUGUGAGCCCGGCUCUGCCCCGCUCCGCCGCGGUGAGCCCGGCUCAGCCCGGCUCUGCGGCCGCACCGGGGGACGAGCAGGUGUCCCUCGAGCCAGCCGGACCCACACGGACCCAGAGCCAGCCGACUCCAGACGGGGGACGCCGCUUCUCUUGGCCUCCUCCGCAUCCUGUCGCGUUUUCCUCGCCAUCGCUCGAGGGGCAGCAGCGGGGCUGGCAGCCUGGAGCGGCCCCGGUGACUCGGAGCUGUGGGUGCUGUGUGCGGUGUCCGCCUGCCGAGCCUGCCCCGAGCUCGGUGUUUGCCUUACCGCGCUGUCAGCUCCGUGGCCAUGGCUUGGCAUCGCUCCACCCUCGGGGGGAGCUGGCAGCAUCACUUCUACCUCCAGCGUGGGACCAUGUGCUGCUGCAGCGGCUGCUGCAGACCGAGAUCGGAGCCGCUGCGUUGUCAUUACGGACUUGAGGAGCAGCUCAGGUGCGCAAGGCUGACGGAUGCUGAAAGCCGAAGAUGAUUUAGCAAAAUGCGAACGAGUAUAGGGGAGAACAUUGAAAAAUUACCUGGUAUUACCUCCUUUUGUGCUGACCCCUGCACUAUGAACGUACUGUUUUAGCUGUUACCUCAGACCAAUGUUGAAUAUGAAGACUGUGGCCACUGAACUGCAUUUCUCUCUAAAAAGCAGCUUUAAAAUAACCAUCCAGAAGGCAGACCUGCAAGCAGUGGUGAUCACCUGCAUUUUGGAAUUUUAACGUCAGCACCAUUGUAAUCUGUAGACAGCUGUGGCUAAAAGUGAAACUUCUCUAUACAUGAUAAACCAAAAAACUAGGAAUGGGCUCUCCGUAUUGUAAAUGGCUGAGAUUUCAGGAGGUAGUACUGUUGCUCCAUCUGAAACACAAGUUUGCCUAAAUACAACCCUCUGUAGAAAUAGGAUUCUGGUUUCCUCCCUCCUUCAAAGCGUGGGAAUUCAUCUGGAGUGGGAAGCAAACCCUUCCGAGCUCCUGAGCAGUAAGAGAAG
Catharus ustulatus (Swainson's thrush) is the source of this 1780-nucleotide messenger RNA. It is a transcript of the gene SFT2D3, whose product is annotated as SFT2 domain containing 3. NCBI's taxonomy places the organism in Eukaryota, Metazoa, Chordata, Aves, Passeriformes, Turdidae. Gene Ontology annotation, biological process: vesicle-mediated transport. Bases 105 to 758 code for a protein of 217 amino acids. The transcript has 3 exons. The record is from RefSeq and is a predicted model, not a curated record. Gene Ontology annotation, cellular component: membrane.